AUGACAUCUAUACUAGACCAUAUCGUUAUUUUGGUGUCGUACCAGACGCUUCAAAAGCUUCCCAAGCUCCUUGAGCACGAUCUCAACGUGAUCGAUGGAGGUACCCAUGCAGAUGGCCGCACAGUCAACAAGCUCGUCAUAUUCUCUGACGGUGUUUAUAUCGAGCUCAUAGCGUUUCAAGAAGGCCUUGAUCCUGAAGAGCGAAAGAAGCAUAGAUGGGGAGAGUUGGAAGAGAACACUAUCGUCGACUGGGCCUAUACUCUUCCUGAUGAGAAAGACUUCGGUACCAUACAAGAUCGAGUGAAACAAUCCACUUCCGAAGUGACCUAUCACGACCCAGUCCCUGGGGGCCGUCUCAGACCUGAUGGGGUCCAAUUGAAGUGGUCCGUAGCAUCUGCCUACACUGUUUCAGGCCAGGCUUUACAACCUGGAAAGGUACCUUUCUGGUGCCUCGACCGCACUGAACGAAAGCUACGGGUUCCAUACCAAAACGAUAACGGCUCUCAACCUUCUUACACUAAUCACCCUUCAGGAGCCAUUGGUGUCUCUACAGUCUCUGUCUUGGUGCCUCAAACAGAGCGCGAUACUAUUGCUCAAGUCUACAAUGGUAUACAUGGUUCAAAGGCGGAAGAAGAGACUUGGCAUUUUACCGUCCACUCAGGAUCAACUCAGGGUAAACAUCUUCUGAAGCUGGACAACAGUCAAGAUGGACAACGACGCAUUCAUCUAACCCUUCUUGGUCAUCAUGGCAGUCCUAGUAGCAUCGAAAUUGUGCCAGGUUUGGUCGUGGGAAUUGAUUCUAGCAUAUAG
Fusarium pseudograminearum CS3096 is the source of this 810-nucleotide messenger RNA. RefSeq lists its product as uncharacterized. The transcript is spliced from 2 exons. The coding region runs from base 1 to 810 and encodes 269 amino acids. The record is from RefSeq and is a predicted model, not a curated record. NCBI's taxonomy places the organism in Eukaryota, Fungi, Ascomycota, Sordariomycetes, Hypocreales, Nectriaceae.